Molecule: messenger RNA, 879 nt
Organism: Vigna unguiculata (cowpea)
Lineage: Eukaryota; Viridiplantae; Streptophyta; Magnoliopsida; Fabales; Fabaceae
Source: RefSeq, a predicted model, not a curated record
AUGCCUUCCUAUGCCAAAUUUAUGAAGGAAUUGCUCACCAAAAAGAGGAAGUACAUUGAGGAGGAGACAAUUGAAGUGCAAGGCAAUUGUAGUGCAAUUAUUCAAAAGAUCUUGCCUCCCAAAUUCAAAGAUCUAGGUACUUUUACUAUACCAUGCACCAUUGGGAAAUUACCCAUUGGAAAGGCAUUAAUUGAUUUGGGAGAAAAUAUAAAUUUGAUGCCUCUUUCCAUGAUGAGAAGAAUUGGAGAUUUGGAGGUGAAACCCACGAGGAUGACACUUCAAUUGGCUGAUCGGUCUAUUAAGUGUCCAUAUGGUGUUAUAGAAGAUGUAUUGGUGAAAGUUGAUAAAUUCACUUUUCCAGUGGAUUUUGUCAUCUUGGAUAUGGAGGAGGAUACUGAGGUCCCUCUCAUAUUGGGGCGCCCAUUCAUGAAGACUGACAGGGUGAUUAUUGAUGUGGAUGAUGGUCAUCUAAAAGUUCGUGUGCAAGAUGAAACUGUGACUUUUAAUGUCAUAGAGGCCAUGCAACAUCCAAGUGAUAGUGGCAAUUGUUUCAGAGUGGAGGUCCUUGAUGAAGUGAUUGACACAGCUAAGAGUCAGAUGCAUGUAAAAUCCUCUCUUGAGAGAGUUUUGACUGAUUCUUGUGAUAAUUUGACUCUUGAAGAGGAAGCAGAAUUGGAAGAAGUCACUAUACAGUUGGAAAAGACUAGAGAAGUAUCUUCCACUCAUGCUAAAGUGGAGAAUUUGACAAAGGAGAAAUCUGAUGAUCAAGGCAAACUUGAGUUGAAAAUAUUGCCAAAUCAUCUCAAGUAUGCCUUCUUAGAAGACGAUUGUAAGAAACCGGUGAUAAUUAGCAGUACACUUUCACAGUUUGAAGAGUAG